Messenger RNA from Sphaeramia orbicularis (orbiculate cardinalfish), 1180 nucleotides. It is a transcript of the gene arpc4l, whose product is annotated as actin related protein 2/3 complex, subunit 4, like. Gene Ontology annotation, molecular function: actin filament binding. Gene Ontology annotation, biological process: actin filament polymerization; Arp2/3 complex-mediated actin nucleation. The transcript has 6 exons. Lineage: Eukaryota; Metazoa; Chordata; Actinopteri; Kurtiformes; Apogonidae. Gene Ontology annotation, cellular component: Arp2/3 protein complex; actin cytoskeleton. Bases 130 to 636 code for a protein of 168 amino acids. The record is from RefSeq and is a predicted model, not a curated record.
CUAGCCACUUCCUCAUAUCGAAGUGUGAAACACAAAACCGAAGACACCCCGUCUUUACCCGACGAUGUAGGAUUUACGGAAGAGGAGUCCCAGGCGUGGCAGUAGAACUUCCGUCUUCUACGGCACAAAAUGACAGCGACUUUACGCCCCUACCUAAACGCCGUGAGGGCCACCCUGCAGGCAGCCCUCUGCCUGGAGAACUUCUCCUCUCAGGUGGUGGAGCGUCACAACAAGCCAGAGGUGGAAGUCAGAAGCAGUAAGGAGCUUUUACUUCAGCCUGUGGUGAUCAGCCGUAAUGACAAGGAGAAAGUUCUCAUUGAGGGGUCCAUCAACUCUGUCCGAGUCAGCAUUGCCGUCAAACAGGCUGAUGAGAUUGAGAAGAUCCUUUGCCACAAGUUCAUGCGUUUCAUGAUGAUGAGAGCAGAAAACUUUUUCAUUCUGAGGAGGAAACCUGUGGAGGGUUAUGACAUUAGCUUCUUGAUUACCAACUUCCACACGGAGCAGAUGUACAAACACAAGCUGGUGGACUUCGUCAUCCACUUCAUGGAGGAAAUCGACAAGGAGAUCAGCGAGAUGAAACUGUCCGUCAACGCCAGGGCCCGUAUCGUUGCUGAGGAAUUCCUUAAGAAUUUCUGAUGACAGUGUUGACCGAUGGUCCCAAACAAGCCGGCGGGACGCUCAAGGGCCAAAUUAGCACAAGAGUGGAGAACUAUAGGAGGAAAACAGCCAAUCAGAGAGGAGAUGAGACGAGAGGGAAUCGACCAAUCUGGCGAUGUCACCGUUUGCACCCGUCUGGAGCAUUUCCCUGUACUCAUGAAUAUCAAUGACUGUAUAUAAUGAAAUAUUUACCCGUUUCAUUUUUCUGCCACUUAGAACAAAUCCCCAAACAAAGGCGGGUCCUUAAAGUAUUAAUCGAGUUGAUAGCCAUGAAUACAGGGGCCGCUGAGAAUGUGUUGCUGCAAAAUGAAAAUGGCCAGGUUUUUUGUAUUUUGUGUACGUGAGUCUGUGUGUUCUGUCACCGUUGUCUCGUUCCAAAUUUAUCUUUAAAACUGUUCAGGAAACCCAGAAAGUAGUCUGUGUGCCAUUGAGUCACACAGAAAAUGAACUGUCUGCUAUGAAGCCACCAAAACCCAUGUCAGAAAAUACUGAAAGAUAAUAAAACUCACCUGUUUAUACCUUU